CACUACGUUUGGUGGCUCAACAACCAGGUCACCGUGCGAUCGAUCGAUUGCUAAUUUAUUUUUUGAAAAGGAAGGGAGGAAAAAAGACCGGGUGUUUGGUGGCGCCACCAACCCUGCUCUCGUGAGCCGAUAAAUAUUGCUCGCCGGAGCUCUCGGUUGACGACCCAACCAAUCGACUCGCACCACCACCAGCAGCUCAAGCAGCAACAGCUCAAACGGAGGAAGAUCUCAUCGCCAUGACGACCGGCAAUGGCGACGCACCGGUGAUCAAGAACGCCCACAGCGACAUCGACAGCACCAACAAGACGCUGCUCAAGAGCGACGCCCUGUACAAGUAUGUCCUGGACACGACGGUGCUGCCACGGGAGCCGGAGUGCAUGCGCGAUCUGCGCCUCAUCACGGACAAGCACCAGUGGGGGUUCAUGCAGUCGUCGGCGGAUGAGGCGCAGCUGCUGGGGAUGCUGCUGAAGAUGGCCGGAGCGAAGAGGACAAUCGAGGUGGGUGUCUUCACCGGCUACUCGCUGCUGGCGACGGCGCUGGCGCUGCCGGAGGACGGGAAGGUGGUGGCGAUCGACCCGGACAGGGAGAGCUACGAGAUCGGGCGGCCGUUCUUGGAGAAGGCCGGGGUGGCGCACAAGGUGGACUUCCGCGAGGGGAAGGGGCUGGAGAAGCUGGACGAGCUGCUCGCCGAGGAGGCGGCGGCGGGGCGCGAGGCGGCGUUCGACUUCGCGUUCGUGGACGCGGACAAGCCCAACUACGUCAAGUACCACGAGCAGCUGCUGCAGCUGGUGCGCGUCGGCGGGCACAUCGUGUACGACAACACGCUGUGGGCCGGCACGGUGGCGCUGCCGCCGGACACGCCGCUGUCGGACCUGGACCGGAGGUUCUCCGUCGCCAUCAGGGACCUCAACUCCAGGCUCGCCGCCGACCCGCGCAUCGACGUCUGCCAGCUCGCCAUCGCCGACGGCAUCACCAUCUGCCGCCGCCUCGUGUGAGGUCGAGACCGAGACCUUACCGGCCGAUCCAUCCAUCGCUCUCGCGUGAUUAAUUAACGUGUGUUGCUGUACUCUUCUACUGCUACAACUAUACUAUUACUUCCUUAAUUGCCGCUUAAAUUUUCCUAUACGUGUUUCAAUCAAUGAGAUUAUUAUAUUCUUCGAGCAUGAGAGAGACGGAGUUGUAGGGACAUUUGAUGAUGGUUGUUACUGUACUACAUGUUGAUAAGUGCAACAUCUCUUUCCAUGGUUGCUACUCUA
Molecule: messenger RNA, 1256 nt
Organism: Oryza sativa Japonica Group (Japanese rice)
Lineage: Eukaryota; Viridiplantae; Streptophyta; Magnoliopsida; Poales; Poaceae
Source: RefSeq, a predicted model, not a curated record